CUGGAAUUAAAAGACCCUUACAAAGCAAAGCAAAAGAAAAGAAGAAAAUUCCCCAAAACUUUACAAUAACACAUUAUAUUUUCUUCUCUCUCUCUCUCUCUCUCUCUCUCUUUUGUAAACAACGACGACAGACAAAGAGAAACGGUUCUCUUUUCCUUUUUGUUAUUUGCUUUGCUUUGAUUUGAUUCAUCUCUAUAUUGUAAUUUGUGUAUGUAAAACAGUGGUGGUAGCAAUCAUUGUCGAAGACAGAUAGAUAGAGAGAGGGGCUUUGUUCUUGGCCCUCGAAUUCUUAGCCCUUGAUUUUGGCCCGUUUCUUUUACACACUCUCUCUCUCUCCCACAAUUAUUCCCAUUUUUUUUCUUAAUUCAUUCGGUAAUUCUUAGGGAUCUCUCUCUGCAUAUUUAGCGACAGCAAAAAGGGUUAAGGGAAACGGCUAAAUACUUUCCGUUUCUUCGCUUUCGACUGAAUCUGCUGAAUUUCCGCUUCUUCUUUUUUCUGAUUCUGGUUUAACUCUGCCCUCGCCGCCGCUGCUGUUUCUCCCCAUUUCUGCUAAUCCUUGACUUCACUGUUUGUUUAAUCCUUGUCGACCCAAUUUCGUACCCCACGAAAGGAGAAGACCCAGUUUGUUUUUUUUUUUUUUUUUUUGUUUUUGUGUUUCUUUCACAUCUACAAAUGUGGUGGAUGAUGGGUGAAGGUGGAGGCCAUUACUGUUCCAAGAAAUCUGAUGAUAUUUGUGGCGAUGUUUGUGAUCAGGAAUCCAAUCGAGUAUUGGGGAUGUCUAGACUUCGCUGCAUUUUUCGUGGAUAUGAUGUGAAAACCUUCCUUAUUCUUUUUGCACUGGUGCCAACAUGCAUCUUGAUCAUUUACUUGCAUGGACAGAAGAUUUCAUACUUCUUACGGCCACUAUGGGAAUCCCCACCUAAAGAAUUCAAUAUGAUUACUCACUACUAUGAUGGGAAUGUAUCUAUGGAGAACCUAUGCAAACUCCAUGGUUGGAAAGUCCGUGAAUUUCCACGACGUGUUUAUGAUGCUGUGCUGUUCAGUAAUGAGAUUGAGAUGCUCACCUUGCGAUGGAAAGAACUCUACCCUUACAUUACACAGUUUGUUCUUCUCGAGGCAAAUUCAACAUUUACUGGGAAGCCAAAGCCAUUAUACUUCGCUCGCAAUAGAGACCAAUUCAAGUUUGUGGAGUCAAGAUUUACUUAUGGCACUGUUGGAGGGAGAUUUAAGAAAGGGGAAAACCCGUUUGUGGAAGAGGCAUUUCAGCGGGUUGCACUUGAUCAGCUUCUCAGAAUUGCUGGUAUCACUGAUGAUGACUUGUUGAUAAUGUCUGAUGUCGACGAAAUUCCAAGCAGGCACACAAUUAAUCUCUUGAGAUGGUGUGAUGACAUACCAGAAGUUCUUCAUUUACAACUUAAGAACUAUUUGUACUCUUUUGAGUUCCAUGUUGAUGACAAUAGUUGGAGGGCUUCAGUCCAUAGAUACAAAUCUGGUAAGACAAGGUAUGUUCAUUAUCGCCAAUCGGAUGACCUGUUGGCAGAUUCAGGGUGGCACUGUAGCUUCUGUUUCCGUCGUAUCAGCGACUUCGUCUUUAAGAUGAAAGCAUACAGCCAUAAUGACAGAGUUAGGUUCUCUAGUUAUUUAAAUCCCAAAAGAAUUCAAAAGAUUAUCUGCAAGGGUUCCGACCUAUUUGACAUGCUUCCAGAGGAGUACACUUUCAAAGAAAUUAUUGGGAAAAUGGGACCAGUUCCUCAUUCUUUCUCAGCAGUUCACUUGCCAUCGUAUCUGCUGGAAAAUGCAGAAGACUACAAAUUCCUUUUGCCUGGGAAUUGCAUACGAGAGAGUGGCUGAUCUCUAACUUUGGCGUCUACCUCCCUGUGAAGGUUAGUUGCGAUGUAGCUUGUCUGACACCUCGUGGACCUUCCAUCUCGAUAGUUGUUGACCAAUAUGCAGUCAACCGUGGUGGUCUUUUGCCUCCAGAUAAGCUAAUGUUAAUUCUUUUGGAAGUUGUAACUGCUUGGACAGUUGAACUAAUUCCAUGGGUGGAAGUUAUGUGUAGAUAUCUGUCUUCUUUGGGUUGGUUUGGUUCAAGAGUUUAUCUAUUCAUUGGGUGGGUGAACUUGCUGUCAUAGGAGCCGCAGCAUAUUAGACAAAAACCCCCUUGCGUUGCCAUUGUAUUUGAGGCUGUUGUGCUUUCUUCCCAUUAUUGGGAAAUUUUGUAUACACGACUAUUAUUUAUAUCAUGUAUUCAUAUUUGCGAUAGACCUGAUUUCUAAUCCUCGUUCUGAUACAUUCCUCGAUCUUGUCUUUGAGCUUGUUUGGAAUGAUUCUUUAAGUGUUUAGAAAGUGUUUGUUUUUAAACAUUUGGGAGUUAUUCUCGACAAGCAUUUAUUUUUUAGUUUUUCGGUCCUUUGGUUGAAUACUGGCGUAGUCGAAGUGUCCAUGUAUAUAAAGAUUCUUGUCAUGGUUGUAAUUUAUUGAUAUUUAUUAGGCAGCCUGACGGGUAGGUUUUCCAUCAAUGACUAUUUUUUUCAGAUGUCGACAUUUACUGUCCUAGUUGCAAACGAAAUGACCAAACUUACUCUUGGAACCAGUUGCUUGAGACAAAUCGGGUCAGAUUUUUUGGUAUGAUGGAAACCUUGUAAGGUUUGUUUCUAUGUUACAUGAGUUGUAAAUAAGAGAGAAGUGUCUUCCUCUUCAAUUUGAUUAUUCCACAAAAAAGGCUUCUAACUUUAUUUUGCCUUUUCUAAGUCUUGGAUAUUCUUGAACUGAAUAACUUUUACCCCAGCUUUUUAAGUGAUGUCUCUUUCAUUUCCCAGCUAAAAUAAAAACCUUAUUGUGACCCCUUCUUUCAACAGAGGAGAAGGUAUUGGAUUCAAACCUCAUCCUCUUGGAAUAAAAUUGUUCUUUAUAUGACAGUUUGGAGGCAUUCAAAUACCACAUUCACGAAAAGGAAACCAUCACAUUUGCUUCACUAGCGGAUUAGAAAUGUCUUCUAGAAAUUCUCAGCUCAAGUUCAACGUUGAUCGUGGAACUCCUUCCUCAGACGACUAUGGUGGAUACAUUUCUGACUCUGUGCUCGAGACUCGAAAGCACCACAAAAACCAAAAACCUCAUGUAACGUUCAGUGACAACAACAACAACGAGGUACCUGAUGUUCACAAGACUUCUAAACACCGCCAUGCUCAUUUCUACACCAAUGAUAUCAAUGAUGAGGCCGAAGAGUUCAUUAGGCUGAAGCACAACCAGAUGUCUAUUGACCUCUAAAUUCUAAUGGAAAGAAACUGUUCCAAUUGGUGAAGUUAGCGCUUAAUUAUAUGACCCAAUAAUGUUCUGAUGCUACAGAGCUCCUUGCAAUUGUUAAAAUAUUUAUAUUUCCUAUGUGAACAUUUCAAAGUUCCAGGAAUAAUACAGACUGUUUAUAUUA
This is a messenger RNA of Cucumis melo (muskmelon), 3427 nucleotides long. RefSeq lists its product as uncharacterized. Gene Ontology annotation, molecular function: beta-1,4-mannosylglycoprotein 4-beta-N-acetylglucosaminyltransferase activity. Gene Ontology annotation, biological process: protein N-linked glycosylation; N-acetylglucosamine metabolic process. The transcript is spliced from 2 exons. Gene Ontology annotation, cellular component: membrane. The record is from RefSeq and is a predicted model, not a curated record. The coding region runs from base 673 to 1851 and encodes 392 amino acids. NCBI's taxonomy places the organism in Eukaryota, Viridiplantae, Streptophyta, Magnoliopsida, Cucurbitales, Cucurbitaceae.